Didymella exigua CBS 183.55 is the source of this 2694-nucleotide messenger RNA. RefSeq names its product nitrate reductase [NADPH]. Lineage: Eukaryota; Fungi; Ascomycota; Dothideomycetes; Pleosporales; Didymellaceae. The record is from RefSeq and is a predicted model, not a curated record. The coding region runs from base 1 to 2694 and encodes 897 amino acids. The transcript has 3 exons. Gene Ontology annotation, biological process: nitrate assimilation; nitric oxide biosynthetic process. Gene Ontology annotation, molecular function: molybdopterin cofactor binding; molybdenum ion binding; heme binding.
AUGAGCAAAGCAGCGCGAAACGCGGGUGCGCCUCUACCUCCUGCAACAGAAGUCCAACCAAAAGCACAGGCAGCGGCUGCGCCAGUACAACAACUACCACCAACACCGCCAGAGACAGACUUCGACAGUGACGAUAGCAAAUCCACAACAUCAACAGUGCCAACGGAGCUUGACGUCCCGCUACCUCCACGAUCACAAGAACAGCAAGUCUUGGAUGUCGAUAAGCCAACACCCGAUGCACAUGUCCCCAGAGACUCAAGACUGAUCCGUCUGACGGGUGUUCAUCCCUUCAACUGCGAGGGACCACUUAGCGAACUUUACAAUGAGGGCUUCUUGACAAGUCCGGACCUCUUUUACGUUCGAAAUCAUGGUGCGGUACCCGAAGUCCAGGACUCGGAAUGCCUGGACUGGGAAUUCUCGGUCGAAGGUCUUGUUCAGAAUCCCUUGAAGAUCACAUUGCGUGAUCUACUACAAGAGUAUGAGAACGUAACAUAUCCCAUCACACUCGUCUGUGCAGGUAACAGGCGAAAAGAGCAGAACCAAGUCAGGAAAAGUAAGGGUUUCUCAUGGGGUGCAGCUGGUGUGUCGACAGCACUGUUCACAGGUGUUGUCAUGAAGGAUAUCAUCGAGCGUGCAAAGCCUCUUCGCAAGGCAAAGUACGUUUGCAUGGAGGGUGCAGAUAAGCUCCCCAACGGUUACUAUGGCACAUCUGUGAAGCUGAACUGGGUUAUGGAUCCUAACAGGGCUAUCAUGCUCGCUCACAAGAUGAACGGCGAGCCUCUAACACCGGAUCAUGGAAAGCCUCUGCGCGCAGUCAUCCCUGGUCAAAUUGGCGGACGAAGUGUCAAGUGGAUCAAGAGACUUAUCGUUACGGCUGAGCCGAGCGACAAUUGGUACCACAUCUACGACAACAGAGUUCUGCCGACCAUGGUCGACCCAGACGAGUCGGCUAAGAAUCCGAAGUGGUGGAUGGAUGAACGCUAUGCGAUUUACGACCUGUCACCCAACGCCGCAACUGCCUUCCCUGCGCACGAGGAGAAACUAGACAUAGCAUCAGCCUCAGAAACUUACAAUGUCCGCGGAUACGCAUACAGCGGUGGCGGACGCCGAGUCACUCGCUGCGAAUUAUCCCUGGACAAAGGCAAGACAUGGCGCCUGGCCAACAUUGACUACGCAGAGGACCGAUACCGCGCAUACGAAGACAAGACCCUAUUCGGUGGACGACUCGACAUGGACUGGCGCGAGACAAGCUUCUGCUGGUGUUUCUGGAAUCUUGACAUCGCCACCUCCGAGCUUGCAGAUGCCAGCGACAUCCUCGUGCGCGCCAUGGACGAAGCUAUGUGCAUCAUGCCCCGUGACAUGUACUGGAGUGUUCUCGGAAUGAUGAAUAACCCCUGGUACCGCAUCGCCAUUCACAACUCGCAUGGCACUCUACGUUUCGAGCACCCUACUCAACCCGCACUGAUGCCCGGCGGCUGGAUGGAGCGCGUCAAGAAAGCGGGCGGCAACCUUACGAAUGGAAACUGGGGCGAGACCGUGGCCGGUGAGGAGCCGCAAUCUGCAGCCAUCGAGGAGGUCAAGGAGAUUAAAAUGACCAAAGACGACGUGGACAAGACCAUCGAGCUCGAUGAACUCAAAGCCCACGAAAGCCCCGAAGCACCGUGGUUCGUCGUCAACGGCGAGGUCUACGACGGCACUCCCUUCCUCGAAGGUCAUCCCGGCGGCGCACAAUCCAUCAUCAGCGCCGCCGCGCUCGACGCAACAGACGAGUUCAUGGCGAUCCACAGCGAAACGGCAAAAGCUAUGAUGCCCGAAUACCACAUCGGCACUCUAUCCCCCUCCGCUUUUAAAACCCUGCAAGCUGGCGAGCCCAUACCCGAGUCCUCCUUGCCCCGCCCCGUGUUCCUCGAUGCCCGCGUGUGGCAAAAAGCCCUGCUGCAGUCCAAACGCACCGUCUCAAGUGACUGCCGCAUCUUCACCUUCAAACUCGACUUCGACACACAGGCGCUCGGCCUGCCGACAGGCCAGCACCUGAUGUUGCGACUACGCGACCCCGUGACGCGCGAAGCAAUCAUUCGGUCCUACACGCCUCUGUCUGAGACCAGCAAGAAAGGCUACCUGGAUGUGCUGAUCAAGAUCUACCCCGACGUGCCCGCGACGCCAGACCGACCGGCGCAAGAGGGCGGCCGCAUGACGAAGGCACUGGACAGUAUUCCCACGGGCCAUUGGGUCGAUGUCAAGGGCCCGAUUGGCAAAUUCGAGUAUCUGGGCCAGGGGAAGUGUGUGAUCAACAGCAAACCUCGGACUGUGCGGAGGUUCAUCAUGGUGUGCGGCGGGAGCGGGAUUACGCCUAUUUUCCAGGUGCUCCGCACGGUCAUGAAGGAUAAGCAGGAUCGCACGCAUUGCACGCUGCUCAACGGCAACCGCUUCAUCGAGGACAUCCUAUGCAAGGAAGACUUGGAUACCUGGCAGCAGCAAAAUGAGGAUAGGCUGAGCAUCUUGUAUACGCUCACGCAGGGCCCGGAGGAUUGGACGGGUCUGCGGGGACGCAUUGCCGGGCCGCUACUUGAGAAGCAUUGUCAGAGGGAUGAGGGCACGAUGGUGCUGGUUUGUGGACCCGAGGCGUUGGAAAAGAGUGUCAAGAGCUGGCUGCUGGGGACUGGGUGGGCGGAGGAGGAUUUGUUGUUCUUCUAG